This is a messenger RNA of Acaulospora colombiana, 1461 nucleotides long. The record is from the annotation of a GenBank genome assembly. Lineage: Eukaryota; Fungi; Glomeromycota; Glomeromycetes; Diversisporales; Acaulosporaceae.
AUGCACUUUCUACAGCUUCCGGAAUGUCUCGAAAAUGUCUUCAAACAUUUGGACAACAAAUCCUUGUACCAAUGCCUUCUUGUAAAUCACUUCUGGUCUCAAAAUGUUGUUCCUUUGUUCUGGUAUAAUCCUUUUCCAAAUUACUGUCUUGCCAACGAAGCUUACCACACAGAUGUUAUCGAAACCUACAUAUCUUGUCUUCCGGGAACAACACGGAAUCGGUUGUUUGCCAACACCGAACUGACCGCACUCGCCAAUCCAUCGUUCAAUCCAUCAUUCAACUACCCGUCUUACCUGCGACACCUUGAAUUCACCACAAUUUAUGAGUUAAUCGUGAAAUGGACGGCGAGGAGGUUCAGGCGCGACGACAGUGAUCUUGAAAAUCAGAUAUUUCGAGAAAUCUGGAGACUGUUAUUGAAUAGUUGUCCGCCAUUCAAGAGUGUGGUGUUGAGAUCAUUCAAUUAUGAAGGUUUUGACGAAUUACUUAAUGAUCCUCAUACCUUAUUCACCGAUUGCUCCCGGAAAUUGUUUGAGAGACUCUACUUAUUUCAUUCUUACCGUAUGCCCUCAGAAUUAAUCAAUUGCUUUGUCCAAAUUUCCACGCAAGCCACCAACAUGAGAAUCAUGUGUUCCGAUGUGAGCUCAGGAAUCGACGUCCUCGUCCAAUCUCAAAGAAACCUUAAAACCGUGACCUUGAUCAACUGCACUAAUCUAUCGAAAAUUUUGCAGAUCUUACACGAGAGACACUCUUCGACCCUAACGGAAUUAACGAUAAAAGAGAAUGAGUUUGAUUCGACUUGGAAUGAAAUUGGACCCAUCAUAUUUCUAGAAAACCUUCAAAUUUUAAACCUGGACUCUUCGGCUUCCGUAUUUUCAAAGCCGGUAUUAGAGAAGUUCUUGUAUACUUCCUACAAAAAUCUCGCAGCCGUAAACAUAGAAAUACACUCACCGCAUAUAAGUCAAUUGAUCUCCUUGCUUCAAAACACCAACAGCCACCUUACCUAUCUACGUCUUCUCUGGUAUUACCCCAGGGAUCCGGAAAAUAUCCUGUCGUUGACCAAAACCGUAAUACAGUGUUGCAUAAAUUUAAAAUCACUCGUAUUUAAAUUGUCGAAAGAAACAAUUCACCUACUGCCCACAAUUCUAGGAUCAAUGCCUUUAUUAACAGAGGCUUCUUUUUAUAAUGCCUCAAAUGACGCCUCCCAUAUAUACAAUCUCGAUGAGGUACUGCCGGAAUGUGGUAAAGUAUUGAAAUGGCCGUUGAAAUAUUUGGGGUUACAUCUUCUUUGGACCAUUACCACCGAGGCUCUUGAAAGUUUUUUCAAGAAUGCAGAGACAAGGAUGAUCCGGGAGUUGUAUUUGUCCACGGAUUGUUUGAAUUGCGGGAAUGUCUUGAAAGAACAUCAAGAUAUUUUGGACAUGUAUGCGAAUAGAGGCGUGGGAAGAAUAAGAUUUGAAUGA